Molecule: messenger RNA, 1131 nt
Organism: Oryza sativa Japonica Group (Japanese rice)
Lineage: Eukaryota; Viridiplantae; Streptophyta; Magnoliopsida; Poales; Poaceae
Product: 3-hydroxyacyl-[acyl-carrier-protein] dehydratase, mitochondrial
Biological process (GO): fatty acid biosynthetic process
Cellular component (GO): mitochondrion
Molecular function (GO): (3R)-hydroxyacyl-[acyl-carrier-protein] dehydratase activity
Source: RefSeq, a predicted model, not a curated record
AAAAAAAAUAAAUAAAAGAAGACGAAAAAGGAAAUCGUCGUGCGGCGUCCGCUCGUCGUCGACUCGCGAGUUCGGCCGCCGCCACCGCCGCCGCCGCCGCCGCCGAUCCCCAUCCAUCCCGCGAGCAAGCAAGGGCGCAGGCAUCCUGAUCCGCCCCUGGGCUUGGCUAGCACAACAUUUUUUAGUGGGGGAAGGAAGGGAAAGGAAUCGGUGGGUGGAUCGAUGCGAGCGUUCGCGCGAAAUCUGGCGGCCAUCAUCCCUCUCGCGCGCUGCAAUGCGACGGCGACGACCGCGGCGGCGCCGUCCUCCCUCGUCCUCAAGGUCGGCGACACGCUGCGCGAGCGGCGGCGCUUCACGGAUGGGGAGGUGGAAGCGUACGCCGCGGUGAGCGGCGACCGCAACCCGGUGCACCUCGACGACGCCUUCGCCCGCCAGGUGGGAGGGUUCGGCCGCGGCCGCGUCGUGCACGGCAUGCUUGUCGCCUCACUCUUCCCCGCCCUCAUCGCCGCCCACUUCCCUGGAGCCGUGUAUGCGAGGCAGUCGCUCAAGUUUGCGGCACCGGUGUAUGUCGGCGACAAGGUUCUUGUGCAGGUUCAGGCGCUGCACAUCAGGGCCUCCACAAAACACAUUGUCAAAUUCGGAACCAAGUGCUUCACGAGUGACAGUGAUGACCUCCUAGCUGUCGAUGGUGAAGCUAUGGCUGUGCUCCCCUCGCUUUACCUCAGACAACAACUGAACCAAGUGCCUCCCAUCGUUGAUUAAAGACUGGAAGCAUCGUCAGGAGUGGGACAAUAUGUGAUUUAUGUUCUUUUGGGUCUGUAGAUGCUUUGACAAGAUAGGAAGGCUAUAUGUUGUUUUGCUGUUCUCGGUAGUAGCUGGCUCCCUUGUUAAGCUGGAAUUCCCAGCCUUCUGUACUUCAUCAAACCUUUAUUCCGUUUCCAAUAGAACCUGGGGUAAAUCCCGUUAUAAAAAAAAAGGGUACAUCACUGAUGGUAGCACUGGCUAGUAACUCUCAGUGCACUCCAUUACUCUAAAUAGAAGUCCCAUGGUUUGGGUCCUUUGUUGUUAAAACAUUUAUAAUGUCUCAUGAUUUAGUCAGACAGCAUCUUCAAAACUGAGCUUGCAGAGCAA